AUGUUUGAUCAGAUGCUUAAGCAUCGCAACCAUAAUGUCUGCCAAGGAAAGAAUAAUUUCUACAGUUACAAUGCCUGCCGCCAGGUCUUAUAUCCUGGCUUUGGCACCACUGGUGACAUCACUACCUGUAAAAGAGAAAUUGUUGCUUUCUUUGCCCAAACUUCCCAUGAAAUUACUGAUGAGGAUGGCCUACAACACCAUACACAUGGGGUUACUGCUUCCUUAGAAGGAAAUAUCCCGGGCGAUUACUGUACACAAAGUAGUCAAUGGCCUUGUGUUCCUAGCAAGAAAUAUUUCGGACGAGGCCCCAUCCAACUUACAAGGGAGAAAUUAGCGAAAAUGAUCAUAGCAUUUAAGAAUAAUUACAAUGAUGCUUGGGAACUCAACGGAGAUAAUCCUGGGUUGGACAGGCCUGUUGAUAGAGAAAUUUUCAACUUGUCUAUGCGAUUAUGGGGUGAUCAGAAGGAAUUUUAUGAUGGCUGGAAAUGGAAAUAG
Solanum tuberosum (potato) is the source of this 495-nucleotide messenger RNA. RefSeq names its product endochitinase 1-like. NCBI's taxonomy places the organism in Eukaryota, Viridiplantae, Streptophyta, Magnoliopsida, Solanales, Solanaceae. Gene Ontology annotation, molecular function: chitinase activity. The transcript has 3 exons. Gene Ontology annotation, biological process: chitin catabolic process; cell wall macromolecule catabolic process. The record is from RefSeq and is a predicted model, not a curated record. The coding region runs from base 1 to 495 and encodes 164 amino acids.